AUGGUGGCUUUGUGUGUUAAGCAUCAUAUUCUAAAGGACCCUGAGUAUACGCCUAACUCCAUUAUUGAGGAUGUGAGGCAAAAGUAUCAUGUUGAAAUAUCCUACAAGAAAGCAUGGUAUGCUCGGAGGAAGACUAUAAAGCUUGCUUUUGGUGGAUGGGAGUCAUCAUUUGAAGAUUUGCCUAGUUAUAUGAUUGAGUUGCAGAAGCGCACCCGUGGUACAAUUGUUGAGUGGCAUCAUGAUGAAAGACAUAGUAAUGAGACACGAAAGUUGUUCAAGUAUGUAUUUUGGGCAUUCGGGCCGUGUGUGGAGGCUUUUCAACUUUGCAAGCCAGUGCUAGCUGUUGAAGGCACUCAUUUGCGUGGAAGGCUCAAAGGUAAACUUCUUUGUGCUGUUGGAUUUUAUGCAAACAAGAAGUGUUUACCCGUUGCUUACGCAAUUGUUGAUAAUGAAACAAGUGAUAGUUGGAAUUGA
This is a messenger RNA of Salvia hispanica, 474 nucleotides long. RefSeq lists its product as uncharacterized. The record is from RefSeq and is a predicted model, not a curated record. Lineage: Eukaryota; Viridiplantae; Streptophyta; Magnoliopsida; Lamiales; Lamiaceae.